AUGCACCCGCCGCUGACGCUCGAGAAUCAUCCUCUGUGUCGCGACGUCGUCAUCGCGCUGAAGCGCUGCCACAGGGACGCCAGCUGGUGGGGCAGAUCCUUCGGCGCGUGCAACGAGCAGAAGUGGGCGCUGGACCAGUGCCUCAAGAAGCAGAAGCUGUUCAAGGCGCGGGCCAACGCGGAGAAGGCCAGGGAGGAGCGGGAUAGGCUGAGACGACGGGUCGAGAAGUACGGACACGCCACCGUCAACGGUGAAUUCAAGGGGAAGUGA
Micromonas commoda is the source of this 270-nucleotide messenger RNA. RefSeq lists its product as hypothetical. The transcript has a single exon. The record is from RefSeq and is a predicted model, not a curated record. Lineage: Eukaryota; Viridiplantae; Chlorophyta; Mamiellophyceae; Mamiellales; Mamiellaceae. Gene Ontology annotation, cellular component: mitochondrion. The coding region runs from base 1 to 270 and encodes 89 amino acids.